This is a messenger RNA of Scophthalmus maximus (turbot), 1675 nucleotides long. RefSeq names its product mitochondrial carrier homolog 2 (gene mtch2). The record is from RefSeq and is a predicted model, not a curated record. Gene Ontology annotation, biological process: positive regulation of apoptotic process. The coding region runs from base 439 to 1161 and encodes 240 amino acids. The transcript has 13 exons. Gene Ontology annotation, cellular component: mitochondrion; membrane. Lineage: Eukaryota; Metazoa; Chordata; Actinopteri; Pleuronectiformes; Scophthalmidae.
AUAGAGGAUACAGUCAAACUGCACCGAACAGAAGGCAGUCUAGUGUCGCCUCUCUCCUCAGAGUGUAGAACACGACGGAGUGUGUGUGAAACACUCGGCAGCUGAAGUUGCUCUUCAAAAGUCCAACCACACAACCUCUUGUCCCGAUGACCUUCUGUUCCAAACAGCCGGUGGCGGGCGGAAGCGACGCGAGUAGACGAGUUCUGUGAUGUGAAAUGUGUUUACACUGCGCGUGGACGUCCCGAGACACAUUCACACAGUUUCUGUCUCUGGUCAGUGGAGACGCGUUAGAGGCUCGAGGAGACAGCUAGUUAGCUGGGGCGUUAGCUGGUGAAUAAGAAGGUAGGACAUGAGCCGCUCGCCCCCACCCUGGGCAGGAACCUGUUUGGCAGACAAGUGUACCAGCUGCCUGGACUGUUUGCUUAUGCGAAACACAUCAUGAAAGUUGAUGGAAAAGCUGGUCUCUUCAAAGGAAUCGGUCCCAGGCUCUGUGCCGGCACCAUUGGCACUGUUGUGCACAGCAAAGUUGUGCAGAAAUGUCAGGAACAAGGCACACUUCAGCUACUGGAUGGCCAGCAGAAGGCUGAGGAGGGCUCCCUACAGCACGUUGUUAACGAGACGACCAAAGAAAUGAUAGCUCGUUCCUGUGCCACGAUCGUCACUCAUCCUUUUCAUGUGAUUACUUUGCGGUGUAUGGUCCAGUUUAUUGGGAGAGAAAUAAAAUACAGUGGGGUGUUUGACUCCAUCAUCACAGUCUACAGAGAAGAAGGCAUACUUGGCUUCUUUGCGGGUUUGAUCCCUCGUCUGCUCGGAGACGUGCUGUCCCUGUGGAUUUGUAACCUGCUGGCACACGUCAUCAAUACGUACGCCAUCGACGAUUCGAUGAGUCACACGGGAGAAAUGAAGAACUGCUCCCAGGCUGUGACCGGGUUCUUUGCCAGUAUGCUCACGUACCCUUUUGUAUUGGUGUCGAACCUCAUGGCUGUCAACAACUGCGGGCUGGCUGGAGGCCUGCCCCCCUAUGCUUCAGUCUAUCCCACCUGGGUGGACUGCUGGAGACAUCUAAGCAGAGAGGGCAACACGAGCAGAGGCAGCAGUUUAUUUUUCCGGAAGCUUCCGGCUGGAAAGAUGUACGCAAUUGACCAGAAGAGGUUUUUUUGAAUCCCCCGCAGGACUGAGCUGAACAUAGUUGUGAUACUAAAACAGAAGAAAAAUAAUAAUCAACGUUGCCCGAUCUUGGGUCGGACAGUUGGCAUUUCAUUUUUUUUUUUGUAAGCACUUGUUUGUUUCUCCCCUUAUCAAUCGUGUGAAGAAACCCACUGAUGUAUUUACUGAGUGAAACUGCAGCAGAGCGUCUCUUCUUUUGACCCACGUGUACAAAACUGAUGACAAACCAUGGUGUCUGCAUACUGCCCCGCCCCCUUUUUAAUAACUGUCAUUAAUAUGACUCCCCUCCCUCCAUGUCAUGAUGGGAUUUGUUUGUUGACGGAAAAAAAAGCACUUGAUUCUGCAUGUGGUAAUGUGUAAUAAUUGACAGAGUGGGACCUCUCGUCGUGUGGUGUUGUCUUCAUGUGUUAGUGACCGUAAAGCUCAUGAGGAGGUGACGGGACUGCGAGUGUGUCCCAGGACCAACUCUCCUGACUGACCAGAAUAAAAACUGCUUUUUUGACCUUGA